AUGACUAAUUUGCAAAAAGCCUAUCUUGGGAUGCAAUGUUUCUGGGGUGCUGAAUCGACAUUUGCAAAAUUGGAUGGCGUAUUGGCAACACGAGUUGGUUAUGCUGGUGGUACCACAGAUGCACCGAAUUAUCGGAAUAUCGGUGAUCAUACAGAAGUAACGGAAGUUCAGUUUGACGGAAACAUUAUAAGUUACAGUGAAGUUCUGGAUUGCUUCUGGCGAAAUCAUAACCCAACUAAAGAAUAUAAAAAGCAGUAUAAAUCCGCAAUUCUCUAUCUGAAUGAUCAACAAAAUGAGAUUGCCAAGCAGAGUUUAAAAAAGAUACAGGAGAAAUACAACAACCGGAAAUUGGAUACAUAUAUUCAAAAACUGGUUCAAUUUUAUCAGGCGGAAGAUUACCAUCAAAAAUAUUGGUUGCGUUGUCAAACGGCAAUUUUUAAAAAGUUGAAUCUGAGUAAUGAAGAAGUGGUAAGUUCACUAUUGGCUACAAAAGUGAAUGCAUUUUUGGCAGGAUAUACAAAUUUCGAUCUCCUCAAACAGCUAGCUAAUCAGUAUCAAUUAGACGAUGAUGUUACCAAACUAAUUGAAAGUAUUGCUUUAACAGGUGGAGAUACAAAGGCAUGUCACGUAUAA
Molecule: messenger RNA, 633 nt
Organism: Brugia malayi
Lineage: Eukaryota; Metazoa; Nematoda; Chromadorea; Rhabditida; Onchocercidae
Gene: Bma-msra-1
Product: Peptide methionine sulfoxide reductase family protein
Exons: 4
Coding region: 1-633 (210 amino acids)
Molecular function (GO): peptide-methionine (S)-S-oxide reductase activity
Source: RefSeq, a predicted model, not a curated record